AUGGAGACCCCGCAUUUACGAUUAGAACAAAUCGACCUUUCCCACCUGGAAGAAUACCAUCGGGUCUGGGUCAACCCCGCUACCACGAAAUGGACUUCCCGUGGCCCCUCUAAAACUAUUGAAGAGAGCAAAGAAAAGUUAACCGGGAUUCUGCCUGAUAACAAUCGGCCCGGCGUCGACAACCAUGUUGUUUUCAUUCGAGAACCUCCGGCCGAUGACAACGAAGGGCAUUGGUUGAUCGGCGUCGUUGGCGUUCAUCGUACUGACCCGGUCCCGGAACUGGGGUAUCUUUUCCAUCCGUCAGCGUGGGGCAAAGGGUAUGCAACAGAAAGUGUGGCGGCAUUUGUAAAACACUACUUUACGAUCAGGCCAGAAGCGAAUGUCAUCGAGGCCAAGGUGGAUACGAAGAACUUUGCAUCUAUUAGGGUGCUUCAGAAAUGUGGCUUUGUCGAGGAGGAAACCAUCGUCGGGGGUGCUCAGCAAGCCUGGUUAGAUCCGCCUGUUAGAGAUCUUGUGGUUUAUCGCCUAAGGAGGGAAAUCUAG
Messenger RNA from Penicillium macrosclerotiorum, 543 nucleotides. RefSeq names its product GNAT family N-acetyltransferase. The record is from RefSeq and is a predicted model, not a curated record. Gene Ontology annotation, molecular function: acyltransferase activity, transferring groups other than amino-acyl groups. Bases 1 to 543 code for a protein of 180 amino acids. The transcript is spliced from 2 exons. Lineage: Eukaryota; Fungi; Ascomycota; Eurotiomycetes; Eurotiales; Aspergillaceae.